AUGACCGUAGAUUACUCCAUUAUCACUACUACCUGUAUAAAGGGGCUUCAGUCGGCCCUCAGCCAAGAGCUCAUCACCGAGCCUCCUUACGCUAUCCAUAGCAUACAACAACGCGAGAGCGAGACCAUGUCAAAGGGGGAUCCUUUGGACUAUGCUUACGUAAAGAUGACAUUAGUAGACAAUUCUGAGGA
Messenger RNA from Perkinsus marinus ATCC 50983, 191 nucleotides. RefSeq lists its product as hypothetical. The transcript has 2 exons. The record is from RefSeq and is a predicted model, not a curated record. The annotation marks the transcript as partial. NCBI's taxonomy places the organism in Eukaryota, Perkinsozoa, Perkinsida, Perkinsidae.